CGACCCGUCACUGUCGGUCCGAUCAGCCGUUCGAUUUACAUGUUUUUUCCCGACCGGUCGUCGCGUGUGAUGUUUUGAACUUGUCCAGUGGGGUGAGACCAUGUCCCGUUACCAGUCGGACACCGAGAUCGACUACGAGGCGCAGAGCGCCUGCGGGAAGUGUCUCCAUUACACCUGGAAGACGAUAACGUGCCUCUUCUCCCACAUCACUUUGGUUUCCAUGGUGGUUUCUUACUGUGUUUUGGGUGCGGUGACCUUCGAGGCGUUGGAAGUCGAGCACGAGAGGGAUGUGAAGAGGAACAUAAGUAAGCUGAGACGGAAUGUUACCGAGCAUUUGUGGAAGCUGACACAGGACUCUCCUUUUCUGAAGGAAACGAAUUUCACUUCCAACGCCACCGUUUAUUUAAAGGAGUUUGAGAACUCCCUACUCAAGGCCAUGACUAAGGAUGGAUGGGAUGGGGAGGAGGACCCUACCAAAGUACAAUGGACCAGCACCGGGGCCUUAUUUUACUCCAUCAUUGUCAUCACAACCAUUGGUUACGGGCACAUCGCACCCAAGACGCCUUGGGGGAAGGUGGUGACGAUUUUCUACGCCGUCCUGGGCAUCCCCCUGAUGCUUAUCUGUCUGUCGAACAUCGGCGACAUCAUGGCCACGUCGUUUCGUUUCCUUUAUUGGAGGGUGUGCUGCUACAUGUGCACCAAGAAGCCCAAAAAGAUGAGACGCAACAAGUCAAUUAGGGCUCCAGAUGGAAGGCUGGCCAGGUCCAAGAACGCGUCCUUUAGGAGAUCAGUGAGGAACUCCACUAAGUCGGCGGACAGUGGUUACGAGUACUCCAUGUCCAGAUCAGACACGGACCUCAGAUACGUGGAUGAGAGGCAGAACUUCAGGCGGGGCCAAAGCUUGCCCAGGAUGAAGAUCAGCAGGAGCUCCCAGAACAGCGACCCAACCAGGAAGAUCAGCCAGCACAACCAAAGGUCACAGUCGUUGGACAGGAGGAGGGUGCAAAGGUCGAACGACUUAGAAAUGGAGUUCAUGAUGAUGUCCAAGGCUCCGGUGUUGUGCAACAAGUACGUGGUGGGCCAGACGGACGCCCUAGCCAACAACGUACCCCCAGGGAUAACAACCAGAGACAUGGAGGGGCACGGCAAGACCCAGAACAGGAGAGCUGUGUCCAUGCCCAGGCAACAGAGCAACUUCCUGGCGAUUCCAGACCAAUACCCGUCCCCAACCUCUUCGGACAGGGAGGAGGACGACGACUCCUACAGAAGUAGCAGACCCAGGAGGGCCAGGAGAUCUAGGUCGCCCAUGCCGUACAAUUCGAGUCCUAAGAUGAUGACGCCGCUGGGAUACGGCCAUAGAAACGUUUAUCUCGACGAUUCGUCCGAGGAUGAGUAUUAUGCAUCCGGCGAUAAACCCAGAACUAAACCGGUCCCCAUUUGGCUCUGUGUUUUUUUGGUUAUUUCGUAUAUUGUUGCAGGUGCCUUCUUGUUUAACUCCUGGGAGGAAUGGGGCCUUUUAAACUCAGCAUACUUUUGCUUUAUUACCUUAACAACCAUAGGUUUUGGUGACCUGGUGCCUGCAAGAGGUGUCUCCCAAAGUGGUUACAGGGCAACCAUCAGUAUUGCACUUUGUUCCUUGUACUUGUUGUUUGGCAUCUCCUUGCUGGCGAUGAGCUUCAAUCUAGUACAAGAAGAAGUGAUUUCCAACGUCAAAAGUGUGGCUAAGACCUUAGGUAUUAUCAAAAAUGACACUGAAGAGUCCGAAGAUGAUGAUUAGAAGCCAUUUUAUUGGUCAAUUAACCUUUUUUAUAGUCUUAUUGUUUUUCCUGAAAGCCAUUUAAGGCUCCAUUAUGAAAAUUUAAAUUCAUCAACAGUCAGAAGAAGAUGAUUAAGUGCCACGACUUUAUUUUAUUGGACAAUAAACGUUUUUAUAGUG
Aethina tumida (small hive beetle) is the source of this 1936-nucleotide messenger RNA. RefSeq lists its product as uncharacterized. Gene Ontology annotation, biological process: potassium ion transmembrane transport; stabilization of membrane potential. Lineage: Eukaryota; Metazoa; Arthropoda; Insecta; Coleoptera; Nitidulidae. Gene Ontology annotation, cellular component: membrane. Gene Ontology annotation, molecular function: potassium ion leak channel activity. The transcript has 8 exons. The record is from RefSeq and is a predicted model, not a curated record. Bases 101 to 1777 code for a protein of 558 amino acids.